Haemonchus placei is the source of this 1509-nucleotide messenger RNA. The record is from the annotation of a GenBank genome assembly. NCBI's taxonomy places the organism in Eukaryota, Metazoa, Nematoda, Chromadorea, Rhabditida, Trichostrongylidae.
AAGUCGGGGGCGGGGGCGCAACCCUCAGACUUGAUUAGUCAAUACAUUCUACCGCAAACACCGAACUGGAAAGGGACGGAGAAGUUUCUACUCAGUGUAGUGCAGGUCCUAUUGAAAUAUAUUCGUGAAGAGAAUGUUCGCGAAAAUAAAAUUCUCGAAUUUCAUCAUCCAGCCGAAAUGCUACAGCUCAUCGAUCUUGACAUCCCCGAGCAACCACAGAAGUUGGAUACCCUCGUGAAGAGUUGCGAGGAAGUGCUGCGACUUGGCGUUCGUACAGGACAUCCUCGAUUCUUCAAUCAGAUCUCAUGCGGCUUGGAUCUGGUCUCAAUGGCCGGCGAAUGGCUCACCGCUACCGCCAAUACGAACAUGUUCACUUAUGAAAUCGCUCCGGUGUUUAUUCUCAUGGAGAAGGCUGUGAUGAAACGAAUGUGGGAAGCAAUCGGCUGGGACGUUGAACAGGCGGACGGCAUUUUCGCCCCAGGUGGAGCAAUAGCGAAUCUGUACGCUGUGAGUACGGCAAGACAUGCAUUAUAUCCGCGCAGUAAAUAUGUAGGGCUGAAGGAUGUGCCGACAUUAUGCAUUUUCACCAGUGAAGACAGCCACUAUUCGAUCAAGAGCGCAGCUGCAGUAUGUGGGAUUGGCAGUGAUUUUUGCUUCAACAUCCCUACCGAUAACUCUGGAAAGAUGAUCCCUGAGGCGUUAGAGCAGAAAAUCGUCGAAAGCAAGAAGGAUGGAUUGACACCGAUGUUUGUGUGCUGUACAGCCGGUACGACGGUCUACGGUGCGUGGGACCCCAUUGAUAAGAUUGCUGAUAUCUGUGAUCGGCACAAAAUCUGGUUACAUGUCGACGCAGCAUGGGGCGGUGGAAUUCUGUUGUCACCGGAGCAUCGCUACAAACUCGCAGGUAUUGAACGAGCCAACAGUGUCACAUGGAAUCCGCACAAGCUGAUGGGCUCGUUGCUGCAGUGCUCGGCCUGUCUGUUCAGGCAGGAUGGUCUACUCUUCCAAUGCAAUCAAAUGUCAGCCGAUUACCUCUUCAUGCAGGAUAAACCGUACGAUGUUAGUUACGAUACCGGUGAUAAAGCUAUUCAGUGUGGACGGCAUAAUGAUGUAUUCAAGUUAUGGUUGAUGUGGAAGAGUAAGGGAAUGGAAGGCUACAGACAGCAGAUUAACAGACUAAUGGAUUUGGCGGCGUAUUUCACUCAGAGAAUUCGUGAAACCGAGGGAUACGAACUCGUUGUUGAUCCGCCGGAAUUUCUGAAUAUUUGCUUCUGGUACGUCCCAAGCAAUCUACGUGGACUUGAUCCAGCGGAAAAGAAGGCUCGACUGGAAAAGAUUGCUCCCAAGAUCAAAGCAAAAAUGAUGGAACGUGGUACGACGAUGGUCGGUUACCAGCCAGACAAACAGCGACCAAACUUCUUCCGAAUGAUCAUUUCCAGUCAAGCAAUUACACGAGACGAUCUUGACUUUCUCAUUCAAGAAAUUAUUGAUAUUGGCGAAUCACUUUAA